AUGCUUGGAGUAGAUAUAGACCCCGCCCGUAUUUCUGAUGCAUAUUGGCACUUGAGAAAAAUUUUGAGAGAGCAUUCUGGGAGUAGUAGUACAAAGAUCUUCAAGGAGGAGGUCAAAGAGAAAUUGAAUGCUUCCAAGCUAAUUGCACAUGUUGUACCAAGAGAUGACAAGGAGACCAAGAAAGACUCAUCAUUUUCCGAGACAAGAAAUCUGUUUGAUGUAGUUUCCUUCAGACAAGAAAAUUUUGUUGACAGUCGGCACUCCCAUGAGAAGCAGUAUGAUACUAUUCUAUGUUUGAGUGUAGCAAAGUGGAUUCACCUGAACUGGGGAAAUGAUGGGUUGAUUACCCUAUUUUCUAAAGUGUGGAAACUACUUGUCCCGGGUGGCACUUUUAUAUUGGAGCCACAGCCUUGGGAUUCGUAUAAGAAGAACUACCAAGUCUCCAAGACUGCUGCUGAACAUUACAGAAACAUCAUGUUUCCCCCAGACAGCUUUCGGGAAAUUCUACUUGACAAGAUUGGUUUCAGAUCCGUGGAGGACCUUACUGCAGGAUUGGCAGGGAGUAAAACGGGGUUCAACAGGCCCAUUUUUGCAUUCCACAAGUGA
This is a messenger RNA of Linum tenue, 606 nucleotides long. NCBI's taxonomy places the organism in Eukaryota, Viridiplantae, Streptophyta, Magnoliopsida, Malpighiales, Linaceae. The record is from the annotation of a GenBank genome assembly.